Pseudophryne corroboree (corroboree frog) is the source of this 7353-nucleotide messenger RNA. RefSeq names its product pleckstrin homology domain interacting protein (gene PHIP). Gene Ontology annotation, biological process: cytoskeleton organization; regulation of transcription by RNA polymerase II; regulation of cell shape. The coding region runs from base 183 to 5708 and encodes 1841 amino acids. Gene Ontology annotation, cellular component: nucleus. The transcript is spliced from 40 exons. Lineage: Eukaryota; Metazoa; Chordata; Amphibia; Anura; Myobatrachidae. Gene Ontology annotation, molecular function: protein binding. The record is from RefSeq and is a predicted model, not a curated record.
UGUUUCCUCCUCCCUCCGCCUGGUUUUACAUGGUGGAGAGCGGAGGCUUCUCUUUCUCCUUCCUGCUCCAGACCCUGACAGCUCCAGGGGCAGGGCCCGGGGAUCCGCUCCGGCGGCGGUGGCGGGAGUAGGCAGUAGUGAAAUCAAAGGAGGAGGAGGGGGGGAUACUCAGCCACCCCAACAUGUCCUCCUCCAGCAGCCAGCACAGCACCGAGCUCAAAUCCGAGCUAUAUUUCCUCGUUGCCAGAUUCCUGGAAGAUGGACCCUGCCAGGAGGCAGCUCAGGUCCUGAUCCGAGAGGUGGAAAAGAAAGAGCUGCUGCCGAAAAGGGCGGACUGGACGGGCAAGGAGCACCCCAGGACCUACCAGAAUUUGGUAAAAUAUUACCGUAAUUUGGCACCUGACCAUUUACUGCAAAUAUGCCAAAGGGUAGGGCCACUCCUCGAGAAAGACAUUCCUCAAAGUGUCCCUGGAGUCCUGACACUAUUGGGAGCAGGCCGCCAGUCUCUGCUUCGCACAAAUAAAAGCUGCAAACAUGUUGUUUGGAAGGGUUCGGCUCUUGCCGCUUUACACUGUGGAAGACCCCCAGAGUCGCCAAUAAAUUAUGGUAAUCCAUCAAGUAUUGCAAAUACCGUUUUUGCAAGAAAGCUAAAUGGAAAGUAUAAGUUUGAGAACUUGGUCCCCACAGCGGUCUAUCAGCACAUGAAGAUGCACAAGCGGAUCUUGGGACAUCUCUCCUCUGUUUAUUGUGUGACUUUUGAUCGAACUGGCAGAAGGAUAUUUACAGGUUCUGAUGACUGCUUGGUAAAAAUAUGGGCAACAGAUGAUGGUCGUCUCCUUGCAACUUUAAGAGGACAUGCAGCAGAAAUCUCUGAUAUGGCCGUGAAUUAUGAAAAUACAAUGAUAGCUGCUGGAAGCUGUGACAAAAUGAUCAGAAUCUGGUGUUUAAGGACAUGUGCACCACUAGCCAUUCUACAGGGUCACAGUGCAUCAAUUACAUCACUACAGUUUUCUCCAUUGUGCAAUGGAUCUAAAAGAUACCUCUCUUCUACUGGAGCAGAUGGAACCAUUUGCUUCUGGCUUUGGGAUGCAGGGACUUUGAAAAUAAACCCUCGGCCCACAAAGUAUACAGAGCGACCUCGACCUGGUGUUCAGAUGAUUUGUUCCUCAUUUAGUUCGGGUGGGAUGUUUCUUGCUACAGGGAGCACUGACCACAUCAUUCGGGUUUAUUACUUUGGCUCUGGUCAGCCGGAAAAGAUUUCUGAACUUGAGUUUCAUACUGAUAAAGUGGACAGCAUCCAGUUUUCAAACACUAGUAGUCGGUUUGUAAGUGGUAGCCGAGAUGGGACCGCUCGUAUUUGGCAAUUCAAGAAAAGGGAGUGGAGAAGCAUUUUACUAGACAUGGCUACUCGACAGACUGGCACUCAGAGUGUGGAAGACAAGAUAACCAAACUAAAAGUGACCAUGGUGGCCUGGGACCGUCAUGAUACCUGUGUAAUCACUGCAGUCAAUAACAUGACUUUAAAAGUUUGGGACUCCUACACUGGGCAGCUCAUCCAUAUCCUUAUGGGUCAUGAGGAUGAAGUUUUUGUGCUUGAAUCUCAUCCUUUUGAUCCACGGGUGUUGUUUUCAGCAGGCCAUGAUGGCUAUGUCAUAGUUUGGGAUCUAGCACGAGGAGUCAAGAUCCGGUCUUACUUCAAUAUGAUUGAAGGACAAGGGCAUGGAGCAGUUUUUGACUGCAAGUGUUCUCCUGAUGGGCAGCACUUUGCUUGCACGGACUCGCAUGGUCAUCUGCUGAUUUUUGGCUUUGGUUCAAGUAGCAAGUAUGACAAGAUAGCAGAUCAAAUGUUCUUUCACAGUGAUUAUAGGCCGCUUAUUCGUGAUGGUAACAACUAUGUCCUGGAUGAACAAACACAACAAGCGCCACACCUUAUGCCACCACCAUUUUUAGUAGAUGUUGAUGGUAAUCCUCAUCCAGCCCGAUAUCAACGCCUUGUUCCUGGCCGUGAGAACUGCAGGGAUGAGCAACUAAUCCCUCAGAUGGGUGUAACUUCCUCAGGGUUGAAUCAAGUUCUCAGUCUACAAUCAAAUAAUGAAGUGAGUCCUUUGGACAGUCUGAUACAACAACUGCAGCUGCAGCAGGACCAGCGAAUAAACGCAGAGACUGGGAAUAGCAGCAGCCGCAUGGCUAGAGCUUCAGUGAGCUCCACAUCAGAAGUUCAUUCUCCACCAAAUAUUGGCUUAAGACGCAGUGGUCAAAUUGAAGGUGUUCGACAGAUGCACAGCAAUGCACCAAGAAGCGAAAUGGCUACUGAGCGAGACCUUGUAGCUUGGAGUCGUAGAGUGGUAGUCCCAGAGCUCUCCCCUGGGGUAACGAGUAAACAGGAAGAAUGGAGAGCAGCAAAAGGAGAAGAGGAAAUACAGCUGUACAAAUUAGAAGAGAGAAAGAAAGCACUCAAUCACACGGUUAGAGAGAAUAAAGUAUCCUCUUCUUCAAAGAACCACUCUCAAGAGCUGUCAUUAGAACAUGGAGAUUCAAGAAGACAGCAGUCCAACCAGCACAACUAUCGCACUAGGGCUACCCUAGAGGAACCUGCUGAGCAAAUGGAGGAUAUGGAGAAUGAAAAUAGCUCAUCUGAUGAUGCAGAUGCUGAAAGCGAAGCAGUAGUGGCCAGUGGUGCAACAUCAGAAGAUGAAGAAAAACCAGACUGGAACAGUGAUGGCAGUAGUUCAAGUGACUACUCAAGUGAUUACUCAGACUGGACUGCUGAUGCUGGAAUCAAUCUGCAACCACCAAAGAAAACACCUAAGAUUAAAAGCAAAAAAGCAGAAAGCAGCUCUGAAGAUGAAGAAGGAGCUGAAAAAUGUAAACAAAAACAAAGUAGAAAGGAAAGAAAGAAGGCAGUUGAGGAGAAAGAUGGACCAUCCCCAAAGAAAAAGAAGCCAAAAGAAAGGAAGAAGCGGUUACCAGUUGCAGCACUAACUGAACAAGGCUUGACCCUCGAAGAAUGGCUGCCUUCUGCGUGGAUUACAGACACCGUUCCAAGGCGAUGUCCAUUUGUACCGCAAAUGGGUGACGAGGUGUAUUAUUUUCGUCAAGGUCAUGAAGCCUAUGUAGAGAUGGCCAAAAAGAAUAAGAUUUAUCGGAUCAAUGCUAAGAAACAACCCUGGCAUAAAAUGGAGUUAAGGGAACAAGAACUCAUGAAGAUUGUUGGUAUUAAAUAUGAAGUUGGCCUGCCCACCCUCUGCUGUCUUAAACUCGCUUUUCUUGAUUCAGAAACUGGUAAACUGACCGGAGGAGCAUUUACAAUGAAGUACCAUGACAUGCCAGAUGUGAUAGACUUUCUUGUUCUGCGGCAGCAAUUUGAUGAAGCAAGACGCAGGCAGUGGAGCAUAGGCGAUAGGUUUCGGUCAGUGAUUGAUGAUGCCUGGUGGUUUGGAACUAUUGAAAGCCAGGAACCACUUCAGCCUGAUUAUCCAGACAGCCUGUUCCAAUGCUAUAAUGUCUGUUGGGACAAUGGAGACACGGAGAAGAUGAGCCCUUGGGACAUGGAAUUUAUACCCAACAAUGCUGUGUUUCCUGAGGAGCUGGGCACCAGUGUACCUUUGACACAAACCGAGGUCCGGUCGUUGCUCUACAGGUCUCUGGAAGGAGAGUGGGGCACUAGAAGUAGAGAUGAAGAAUGUGAAAGGAUCAUUGCUGGGAUCACCCAGUUAAUGACUUUAGAUAAUGCUUCUUCCUUUGUGGCUCCUGUAGACCUUCAAGCCUACCCACUGUACAGCACUGUGGUGGCAUACCCAACUGACCUCAGUACAAUUAAACAGCGACUGGAAAACAGAUUCUACAGACGUCUCUCUUCAUUAAUGUGGGAGGUGCGAUACAUAGAGCAUAACACCCGCACAUUUAAUGAGCCUGGAAGUCCAAUUGUGAAGUUGGCCAAGUUUGUCACAGAUAUUUUGCUAUAUUUUAUAAAGGAUCAGAGUUGCUACGACAUCAUCCCACAGUACAACAUCAUGAAGAAGAAGGUUUUGUCAGACUCAGAAGAGGAAGAAGAGAAAGAUACAGAUACACCUGUGACUUCCACAAGGAAAAGAAAGGAGUACCAGCCAAAGCGGAAACUGCGCAGCAGAGCUCAGGCUUAUGAUCUCCAGUCUUGGAAAAAGCAGUGCCAAGAGCUGUUAAAUCUCAUUUUCCAGUGUGAGGAUUCUGAACCUUUUAGACAACCAGUUGAUCUUGAUGAGUACUCUGACUAUCGAGACAUUAUUGAAACGCCAAUGGAUUUUGGUACAGUAAAAAAAAAAUUGGAGGCUGGAAAUUAUGAAUCUCCCUCCGAACUGUGCAAGGAUGUGAGGCUGAUUUUCAGCAAUUCAAAGUCAUACACACCAAGCAAAAGAUCAAAGAUCUACAGCAUGAGUUUGCGGCUCUCUGCAUUCUUCGAGGAACGUGUUAGCACCAUUUUGUCAGAUUAUCAAUCCGCUAUAAAGUUUCAUCAAAGGAACACAAUAACAAAACGGAAGAAGAGAAAGAAUCGCAGCAGCUCUUCUAGCAGCAGUGCAGCAUCUAGCCCUGAAAGGAAAAGAAAAUAUAUAAGACAUCAGUCCAAACAAGAAACCAUGGUGAUGUCUCCAGGACCAGCACCACAACGUUUAUUCGCUCAAAAAGUACUGAUAAAUGGCAAGGGGACAGAAUCAAGUCCUGUGGCUCGAACUCGAAGUUACAGACGUCACAUAGAGCCAGAUAUUGCUGAUCAACCGUCUACAUCUUUGACGCCUAAACUCAUGGUGACACGACCAAAUAAUGCUGCAAUUCCAGGAAAGUCUGCAGUACUAGAAAACUCCAUAAAACAUCCGAGGAGUCUGGCAGCAACAGCUAGUGCCAGCCAGCCCACAGUCAGUCAUCUGGCAAAGAACAGUAUACACAAAGAAAACCUGGAGAAAGAGAAACCACUGAAGCGUAGGAUGAAAGGGUUGUCCAGCCCAUCUCAAGCUGAAAGAAAAGGUGACAUAUUGCCACCAACAAAUGUUAAGGUCAAUGGACACAGCAGCCUUCCCAACAAGCCCGCUGUGAAGGGGCGCCCUGGCCGUAAACCGAAGAUUAUCCUUAAUAAUAACAGUAACAAUGACUCCAACAAUACUGUUCAAGUUGUACCUAAGAAAAGAGGACGAAAGCCAAAAUAUCCAAGAAAUGAUGACCAGCAGCAAAUUGUACCCCAGAACACUCCUCAACCUGUUCUUAACACACUCAAAAAGAUUAAGGAACAGCCUACUUCUUCCUCGUGCAAUACUCAUACAGAUUUGAACAUUAAGAGUGAGAAUGAGGUGCCCAAAAAACGGAGAGGUAGGAAACCAAAAGUAAAAACUGUGCCACCGGAGGCAACUCCUUCCCCUCCCCCUCCCUUUUUACCAGUCAACACUGAAUCACAAUUUGAAAGAGAAGAAAAUGUCAAAAUACAAACCAGAAGUAAAUGUAGAAGGCCUGAAGAGCCGAUGGACAUAUCUACAGAUGCAUCUGAAGGACUUAACCAUUCGGAAUCCCAAAUGAGAACUAGAAAUCAGGGAAGGAGGACUGCCUUUUACAAUGAAGAGGAUUCUGAAGAGGAACAGAGGCAAUUGCUAUUUGAAGACACUUCUUUAACGUUUGGAACCUCAAGCAGAGGAAGAGUACGGAAAUUAACAGAGAAAGCAAAAGCAAAUUUAAUAGGCUGGUAAACUUACUCGAAAUGCAGCUUUAAUAAAGAACAUGUAAUUUUCUGCUGCUAUAAAGGAUUGAAAAUGCUUCUGGGGGAAGGGAAAGACAUUUUUUGUCAGAUUUGUUUUAUUUUUAAAGUUUGCUAUUUAUUGCCUAUGGAUUAGGUUUAAGCAUUCAGUAUGUGUCGCUCUCAGUUUAAGAAAGUUUAGGCCAAACUUUGCUCAGUGCAGCCACAUUGAACAGCUUGUAAAAUGCAUUCUUGGAUUCUGCACAGAUGACUAUAAAAAGACCUUCAAUAUCAACUGAAUAGAUAUUUGACUCCUGAUGGUACAUUUAAUUAAUUGCAGAAUUGCCAUUGGUUUGGGGGGUAUGCGGACACUGGUAAAUGGCUGAGGGAAAUGUCCUAGCACAGACAAAUAUAAAGUUACUAAAUGUUACCUCUAAAGUGGGGCACAAAAUACAUAAUCUUAGUAGUCAUUGUGCGUUAUCUUAUUACAUAGGCAGUGAAAAAUAUUAUAUAUACGUAUACCAAUGUAUAUUUAUAUAUACUUAUAUAUCCACAUUGGAAAAUAUUUCAUUUGUCUAAUUUUUCAGACCAUGAUUCUAAUAUCAAUAAAUCAGAUUAGUGUGCCAAAGACUGAGACUGAAUGCAGCUAAAGCCUACAAUUUGUGUCAGAAUAGCGCACAAUCUUUGUGUAUAUAACAGGUAUACAAACAACUUGUAUAUUACUUUCACAAUCCUGUAAGCUGUGCUCACUUCUCUUGUUUUGGUACUUUUGUUAAUAAAUUGCAGUGGCAGGGUUCUUUCAAGAGACAUUUUAAAAUGGUCAAAACUGUAAUAGCUUGAGAGUUAAAUGAAAAAUAUAUAUAUAUUUUUUUUUGUUUUUGUUUUGGUGUUUCCCACUUACUGGGAAUUUCCAGUAAAUGUGAGUUUUAGAAAUACUGAUUAUUGCUUUCAUCAUGUUGCCUAGAUUUUUUUUUUUAUUUUUUUUUACGUGUAUAACAAAAUCAGAACUUUCUUAUUAUUCCUAAAGUUUGUUUUAUCAUAGAUCCUUCCUGUCUAGACAAGAGGAGAAAAAAACAUGACUACAUUUAUAUUUAACAAAAUGUAUAUUGGAAUGUGGCUUUAAAAUAAAAGCUUUUUUAUGUUUAUUGGCAACAUAUUGUGAUAAUCAGUAUUGUGAAUGUUUUAUGGUUUGAAAUUGUACUGCUACUUUGGGAAACUACCUUCCGUAAAUGUUUAUUCCAACGUGCUUAACUGCAAAAAUGUGUACAUAAUAAAACAUGUACAUGUGUACACAUGUAAAUGUAACACAGCAUUUUUAUAAUCCAGGUAUCAAAACUUUUACAUGUUUUUUUUAGGCAGACCUAGAAUUGAAAACUAAAUUUUAAAAUGUUAAUGUGUAGUUUGAUUUUAAAGGUUAGGUAGGUUACUUAAAGGUCAAUCCAUUUUUCAUGUAGUUUUGAUUUUAUAAAGUAAUGUCAAUGCACACUGUUUUAUUUUUCAUUAAUGCUGUUCCUUGGUAUUUCUACCACACUGACAAGAGUAAAUAGAAAUUUUGAGCAAAAUAUCAUUUAAUUUGUGUGCCUUGGAUUUUUUUUUUUUUCUACAGAAAUCCUGUAUAAUAAAAUUGUCUAUUUUAGCUGAAUGUAUUAAACAAUGCA